UUUAGGUAGUCAAUCAAUAAUUCAGGCAAAUUGUUUUUCUGAUAUUUUAGAUUUUUUGUAAAUAGAAGAUAAAGAAUUGUGUUUUAUAUAAACAUAAAUUGAAUUUGCAAUAUUUUAUAUUAAUUUAAUAUGGACAACGAACUUAAAUCGAAAAUUGAGCAAGCAGUACGCACAGCAGAAGAUUUCACAAGGUUAUAUUACAAAUAUCUAGACAAGCAAAGAAAUCAAUUAAGCCGUUUGUAUCUGGAAAAUGGUCUAUUGGUUUGGAAUGGAAAUGGAAUAUCAGGCAAAGACAAUAUUCAAAAAUAUGUUGAAGAACUUCCAGACUCUGAUCAUCAUUUAGGGAUUUUAGAUGCUCAACCAUACGUGGAUAACGCAGUCUCAGGUCAACCAACUCUUUUGAUUCAAAGCGGUGGAAAUGUAAAGUAUACCAACCACCCUAGCAAACCUUUUCAGCAAACAUUCGUAAUAACAGCACAAGGAGAUAAAUGGAAAAUUGUGAGCGAUUGUUAUCGAUUACAAGAUUGCCUGCAAGCAAAUCAAAAAUGAAAACAUACAAUAUAUUACUUUA
This is a messenger RNA of Condylostylus longicornis, 571 nucleotides long. RefSeq names its product NTF2-related export protein (gene Nxt1). Gene Ontology annotation, biological process: protein import into nucleus. Lineage: Eukaryota; Metazoa; Arthropoda; Insecta; Diptera; Dolichopodidae. The transcript is spliced from 3 exons. The record is from RefSeq and is a predicted model, not a curated record. The coding region runs from base 130 to 549 and encodes 139 amino acids. Gene Ontology annotation, cellular component: nuclear pore central transport channel.